AAUCGAAAGUCUUUUUACAUCACUAAGCGUUGGCCAAAUCCAAUUAGUUUUGUAAAAUUCCAGGGUGGUGGUGCCGCUUUUUAUUCUGCGAAAAUGGGAGACAGUUUGGAUCUGGGUAAAUGUUUCGAAGUCAUUAAUAAUUUGGUAACUGAAGCGGGCCAGCUGAUUGCAUGCAACAAUGAGACGCGCCAAGAAUUUGAGCUGAAAUCGGGCGAUAUUGACUUGGUCACCCAAACGGACAAAGAUGUUGAAAAAUUGCUUAUGAAUGGCAUAACCAAACAUUUUCCCGAUCACAAAUUCAUUGGCGAAGAAGAGAGCAGCGGCGAAGCUGGCGCCAACAAGUUGACUGAUUGCCCCACCUGGAUAAUCGAUCCCGUUGAUGGCACCAUGAACUUCGUACACGCAUUUCCACAUUCCUGCAUUUCGGUGGGCCUGAAGGUGAAUAAGGUGACCGAAAUUGGCAUUGUGUAUAAUCCCAUAUUGGAGCAGCGCUUCACGGCCCGUCGUGGCCAGGGUGCCUUCUACAAUGGCAAGCGCAUACAGGUCAGCGGUCAGAAGGAUAUAAAAAAGGCAUUGGUUACCAGCGAAUUUGGCACCACACGCGACGUGGAAAAAAUGAAGGUGGUCAAUGAGAAUUUCGCAAAAAUGGCUAAGGAAGUGCAUGCUCUGCGUGUUCUGGGCUCAGCUGCAUUAAACAUGGCUAUGGUGGCUCUUGGGGCUGCCGAUGCUAACUAUGAGUUUGGGAUACAUGCCUGGGAUGUGUGUGCGGCUGAUUUGAUAGUGCGUGAGGCAGGCGGUGUGGUUAUAGAUCCUGCUGGUGGCGAAUUCGAUAUCAUGUCAAGGCGUGUAUUGGCCGCUGCCACGCCUGAACUGGCGAUGGCUAUCUCAAAGGUACUCACGCAAUACAAUCCGAUGCCUAGAGAUGAUUAGGCACACCCAACAUGGUGAAGCGGCAUUUGAAAAAUGAUGUAUUUAAAAUAAAUAUGUAUGUACCUUAAUUGCAAAAUGUUUGUACAUUUUCUGUGUAUCUAAGUCAUUGAUAUUCGAAAUAAAAGUCGUGUCAUGCACACACAUAUAAUCAA
Scaptodrosophila lebanonensis is the source of this 1082-nucleotide messenger RNA. RefSeq names its product inositol monophosphatase 1. Gene Ontology annotation, molecular function: inositol monophosphate 1-phosphatase activity. The transcript is spliced from 4 exons. The coding region runs from base 94 to 930 and encodes 278 amino acids. Lineage: Eukaryota; Metazoa; Arthropoda; Insecta; Diptera; Drosophilidae. The record is from RefSeq and is a predicted model, not a curated record. Gene Ontology annotation, biological process: inositol metabolic process; signal transduction; phosphatidylinositol phosphate biosynthetic process.